Molecule: messenger RNA, 1162 nt
Organism: Hevea brasiliensis (rubber tree)
Lineage: Eukaryota; Viridiplantae; Streptophyta; Magnoliopsida; Malpighiales; Euphorbiaceae
Product: protein LOL1
Exons: 5
Coding region: 422-859 (145 amino acids)
Source: RefSeq, a predicted model, not a curated record
AAGCUGUUGAAGGUAUGUGCUUGACCCACUCCGGAAAUGUUCAGUUGGGUGUCAUUGCUUGUCUUCAACUCUACAAGCUUUUCUGUUCCCAAAUAGAGAAAAAUGCAACUUAAAGUUACCUUCUUGAAUGAUUUUUCCAAAUGUAAAUUUAAUUUUCUCAAUUGGGUGGUUAUUUAAUUUGUUUGUUUUGGAAGAAAUCUGUCACAGCCCUUUCUAGUUUUUGUAAAAUUGUAUUGUAAUAGCAUGGUUCAGAUUUGCAGAUUUUUUAUGGAAGCCCCCUAUUAACAAACUAUUUUCUUGAGUAGUUUACUGCUCUCUUACAGGCAUGGAGAGAACAGGAGAAAGGGUUGUACUCUCUAUUUUUGAGACUGUAAGCUUGUAGGAUAUUCAGAAAGAAAAGUUGCCUUUGAAAGACAUUACAAUGCCAGUUCCUCUUGCUCCUUAUCCAACGCCUCCAGCACCUUACACUCAACCUGCCAAUGGUGCACAGAGCCAGCUUGUUUGUUCUGGAUGUCGAAAUCUUUUACUCUACCCAGUUGGAGCAACCUCUGUGUGCUGCGCCGUAUGCAAUGCAGUCACAGCUGUGCCACCUCCAGGUACAGAAAUGGCACAGUUGGUUUGUGGAGGCUGCCACACCUUACUCAUGUACAUUCGUGGAGCAACUAGUGUACAAUGUUCUUGUUGUCACACCAUCAAUCUAGCGUUGGAAGCGAAUCAAGUGGCACACGUCAAUUGUGGGAACUGCAGAAUGCUAUUGAUGUACCAAUACGGGGCACGAUCAGUGAAAUGUGCUGUUUGCAAUUUUGUGACAUCAGUUGGGGCAUCAACAAGCACUACUGAACAGAAGUUCAACAUCUGAUGUUAAUUAUUACAAGCCUAAGUUGGUGAUUACCGAUUCCACAACUUCAGUUUUGCAUAUUAUUGCAGUAUUUCCACCGACUGUAUCUGUAGGCGAAGCAGAGGAAAUUACCUACCUUAGUUCACAUGUAUAGAGUUAAAUUUUCCCCCCUUUGCGUGAUCCUUUUAUCAUCAUGAAUAAGAAGUUUUGCCAUAUUAAAUGUAUGUGAAGCAUUAUUCUGUGAAGAGACUUGCAGGUUGUGCUUGUGAGUGCAUUAUGGAAAUUGUUUUUGGAUAAUGAUGCUGAUAAUUCAUUUUCUUUUUA